UCGCAAAACUUUUUUGCUGGGUGCUUUGUGUGGAUUUGUGUGUAUUACGUCGAAUCGAGAAACUGAAUUUAUUUUUACUUUUAUUUACCUUGAUUCAAAGAGUUUUAUUUUUAUAAUCAAACCAUAUUACUGAUAACAGUGUACAAUUUGCGACGCGAGAAAUUAUAAACGAUACACAAACGCACAAAGUAACAAAAAAAAAAAUUAAUAAAUAAAAAAUUGGUUUGAAGAAACGAAGUUCAGGGGCAAAGGAGCUUCUUUUGGGCACAAAGUAAAUGAAAAACUUUUAGGCGUGCCAGUGUCGAGGGCCAUACAAAUUUUCAACUGUAUUGAUCUCAUUUGCCAAAUCCAGGACUUUAGACAACAAAUUAGUGUGCACCAUUGCAAAGUUUCAACACCUGCAGUCUUAAAAUGUUGGAUUUAGAAAUCGUACCAGAGUUGUCGCUUGGGUGUGAUGCUUGGGAAUUUGUCUUGGGCAUGCACUUUUCGCAAGCAAUAGCGAUUAUACAAUCUCAGGUGGGAAUUAUUAAAGGUGUGCAAGUACUCUACUCUGAUACGAACCCUCUUGGUGUGGAUAUCAUAAUAAACUUGCCGCAAGAUGGUGUUCGCUUGAUUUUUGAUCCCGUUGUACAACGUUUAAAGACCAUUGAAGUAUUCAAUAUGAAGUUGGUAAAACUGAAGUACGGUGGAGUACACUUCAAUUCCCCCGAGGUGCUGCCUUCCAUUGAACAAAUUGAGCAUUCCUUUGGAGCUACUCAUCCAGGAGUAUACGAUGCAGCGAAACAACUAUUUGCGUUGCACUUUCGUGGCUUGAGCUUCUUCUUCCCCGUUGAUAGCAAGUUACAAGAAGGAUAUGCACAUGGCUUAGGAUCUCUGAUUUUCUUAAGUGGAGCAUCGCCUGUGGUUUCGAAAAUGUCACUCUACUCCGGUAGUAACGUUUCUGAGACACGGGCUCCUCCGCUUCCACUCUCUUGUUACCAUCGGCAAAUCUAUCUAGAUUCAGUAACUGUCUUGCGUACGGCAAAUGGUUAUACCAAGGGUCUAAAACUGAAGCUCUUCACU
This is a messenger RNA of Rhagoletis zephyria (snowberry fruit fly), 1062 nucleotides long. RefSeq names its product UPF0183 protein CG7083. Gene Ontology annotation, biological process: Golgi to plasma membrane protein transport. Gene Ontology annotation, cellular component: trans-Golgi network. The record is from RefSeq and is a predicted model, not a curated record. NCBI's taxonomy places the organism in Eukaryota, Metazoa, Arthropoda, Insecta, Diptera, Tephritidae.